This is a messenger RNA of Ceratotherium simum simum (southern white rhinoceros), 985 nucleotides long. Its product is annotated as olfactory receptor 51I2-like. Gene Ontology annotation, cellular component: plasma membrane. Gene Ontology annotation, biological process: G protein-coupled receptor signaling pathway. The record is from RefSeq and is a predicted model, not a curated record. Gene Ontology annotation, molecular function: olfactory receptor activity; G protein-coupled receptor activity. Lineage: Eukaryota; Metazoa; Chordata; Mammalia; Perissodactyla; Rhinocerotidae.
AUGGGAUUGUUCAAUGUCACUCACCCUGCCUCUUUCCUCCUGACUGGUAUCCCUGGUCUAGAGAGCUCUCACUCCUGGCUAGCAGGGCCCCUCUGUGUGAUGUAUGCUGUGGCUCUCGGGGGCAACACAGUUAUCUUGCAGGCUGUGAGAGUGGAGCCUCGCCUCCAUGAGCCCAUGUACUACUUCCUGUCCAUGCUGUCAUUCAGUGAUGUGGCCAUAUCCAUGGCCACACUGCCCACUGUGCUCAGAAUCUUCUGCCUUGAUGCCCGAAAUAUUGCUUUUGAUACUUGCCUAAUCCAGAUGUUUCUCAUUCAUUCCUUCUCCAUGAUAGAGUCAGGUAUUCUGCUGGCCAUGAGCUUUGACCGCUAUGUGGCCAUUUGUGAUCCCUUGCGCUAUGCCACUGUGCUGACCAAUCAAGUCAUUGCUGGAAUGGGUUUAGCUGUAACUGCCAGGAGCUUCAUCACCCUCCUUCCUCUUCCCCUCCUCAUCCACAGGCUGCCUAUCUGCAGAUCCAAUGUUCUUUCCCACUCCUACUGCCUGCACCCAGACGUGAUGAAGCUGGCCUGUGCUGACAUCACUAUCAACAGCAUCUAUGGACUCUUUGUUCUUGUAUCCACCUUUGGCAUGGACCUGUUUUUUAUCUUCCUGUCCUAUGUGCUCAUUCUCUGCUCAGUCAUGGCCAUUACUUCCCGUCAGGAACGCCUUAAGGCUCUCAACACAUGUGUGUCUCAUAUCUUGGCUGUCCUUGCAUUUUAUGUGCCGUUGAUUGGGGUUUCCACAGUGCACCGCUUUGGGAAGCAUGUCCCACACUACACACAUAUCCUCAUGUCCAAUGUUUAUCUCUUUGUACCUCCUGUGCUCAACCCUCUCAUUUACAGCGCCAAGACAAAGGAGAUCCAUCGAGCCAUUGUCCGUAUGUUUCGUCGCAUCAAAAUGUGACUUUCACAUUGGCUUUAAAAUCUAAUGUUUAUUGUAGCCAUAGGCU